AUGGACCGUGAUUAUGGGCACGGAGGCUAUGGUGGCCCACGAUCCGUGGACUCUUACCUAAACCAGUCCUAUGGGAUGGAGAGUCAUGGAGGUGGAGGCGGAGGAGGUGGUGGUGGUGGUAACAGGUUUGGACCUUAUGAGUCUUACGACUCCGGGUCUUCUCUGGGUGGGCGAGAUCUAUACAGAUCUGGCUAUGGUUAUAAUGAACCCGAACAAAGCCGCUUCGGAGGUAGUUAUGGUGGUCGAUUUGACAACUCCUACCGGAAUAGCCUUGACUCUUUCGGAGGUAGAAGCCAGGGCGGGUCUAGCUGGGAAGCACCUUACUCCCGUUCAAAAUUGAGGCCUGGGUUUAUGGAGGACAGAGGAAGAGAGAGUUACUCUUCCUACAGCAGUUUUUCUUCACCCCAUAUGAAGCCUGCACCUGUAGGCUCUCGGGGGAGAGGAACGCCUGCUUAUCCUGAAAGUGGAUUUGGAAGCAGAAACUAUGAUGCUUUUGGAGGACCAUCAACAGGCAGAGGCCGAGGCCGAGGACAUAUGGGAGACUUUGGAGGAAUGCACAGACCUGGAAUUGUUGUUGACUAUCAUAACAAACCCAGCCCUGCAGCAGUUGCUGCAAGAGGAAUAAAAAGAAAAAUGAUACCACAGCCAUAUAACAAACCUGGUGGGACAUUUAUCAAGAAACCCAAAAUGACAAAGCCGAUUUUGAAGCUGAGCCAGAAAAAAUCGCCUAGUAAAAGUGAUCCUUUACGUAAAAGUGAGGAAGAAGAGAAACGACGAAUUGAGGCCAGAAGAGAGAAGCAAAGGCGUAGAAGGGAAAAAAAUAGUGAAAAAUACGGUGAUGGAUACAGGAUGGCUUUUACUUGCUCUUUUUGCAAAUUUCGAACAUUUGAAGAAAAAGAAAUUGAGGCACAUCUGGAGAGUGCAGCUCACCAGGAAACAUUGGAUCAUAUUCAGAAGCAAACCAAGUUUGACAAAGUAGUGAUGGAAUUUCUUCACGAGUGUAUGGUGAAUAAGUUCAAGAAGACAGCUAUGCGUAAGCAGCAGACAAGUAACCAAACAGAAAAUGCUCAAGCUGCUGAAAAAGAUAUAAUGGAAGGGGUUACUGCUGAUGACCACAUGAUGAAAGUUGAGACUGUUCACUGCAGUGCCUGCAGUGUUUAUGUUCCUGCACUACACAGUUCUGUUCAGCAGCACUUAAAAUCUAGUGAUCACACAAAAGGAAAACAAGCCUACAGAGAACAAAUAAAAAGGGAAAGUGUUCUUACUGCCACCAGUAUCUUGAAUAAUCCUAUAGUCAAGGCACGAUACGAGCUGUAUGUGAAGGGUGAAAAUCCUUUUGAAGUUAAUGAUCAGACUCAGGAGCAGCCAGUGGAAGAGGAGGAGAAAGCUGAGGAGCCAGCUGAGGGGGAGGAAGAAGAGGAAGAAGAAGAAACUGAAGAAACUGAAGAACAAACUGACUUCACUUUAGACCACACUGAAGAUAACUAGGUGCAAGAAAAUAAGGAUCCAUUGGGGCGGACAAAACAGCUUUUUAUUUCAGAUCAGAAAGUGGCUAAGACCUUUUAAUAGUCUCAAAUGAAGCUGGUGAAGAUUCCUCGCCAUAUGCAUGCAUUCCAUUCCAUGGAGAACUUGUUUAUAUAAUUCCUCUGUGCUUCUGACUUCAUUUAAAAUUAAAUUAAAACUAUUUUAGUUGAGCUUUUUAUAGAAAACUGACUGUUAAAUCUGAGUAAAACAUUGUGUUGUAUAUUUUUUUAAGCAUCCUAUUUUUUGGUGUGUGUAUUUAAAGUCGGAUAUAAUAAUUUUUGGUCUAAUCAAUUGAAAGGCAGGUCUGUGGGGUAAAUACUAGAUGCUGUAUGGCAGAAGCUUAUCAUAUUUACCC
Messenger RNA from Indicator indicator, 1879 nucleotides. RefSeq names its product zinc finger protein 326 (gene ZNF326). The transcript is spliced from 10 exons. The coding region runs from base 1 to 1488 and encodes 495 amino acids. Gene Ontology annotation, biological process: regulation of DNA-templated transcription elongation. The record is from RefSeq and is a predicted model, not a curated record. Gene Ontology annotation, molecular function: DNA binding. NCBI's taxonomy places the organism in Eukaryota, Metazoa, Chordata, Aves, Piciformes, Indicatoridae. Gene Ontology annotation, cellular component: nucleus; DBIRD complex.